Messenger RNA from Diorhabda sublineata, 1188 nucleotides. Its product is annotated as pickpocket protein 28-like. The record is from RefSeq and is a predicted model, not a curated record. Gene Ontology annotation, biological process: sodium ion transmembrane transport. Bases 1 to 1188 code for a protein of 395 amino acids. Gene Ontology annotation, molecular function: ligand-gated sodium channel activity. Gene Ontology annotation, cellular component: membrane. Lineage: Eukaryota; Metazoa; Arthropoda; Insecta; Coleoptera; Chrysomelidae. The transcript has 7 exons.
AUGUCGAGAGCCGCGAGAAAGCGACCCAGGAAUGGUUCAGUGCGUGAAAAGAAUUCUACUUUUAUUUCCUCGAUACGUAUCAAAGGAGACGAUAAAACUGGGAGCGCGAAAUUCAUUGAUUCUUGUUCUUGGAUGGGAAAGAAACACGAUUGCAGAAGAAUAUUUCAUCCAAUUGUAACCGACGAAGGAUUAUGUUAUACAUUUAAUAUGUUAGAACAGAAGGAUGUGCUCAAUAACCAUUCAUAUAUUCACGAAUACAGUUACAAACCUGAUACUAUAACUUUCACCAAUGCAUGGACAGUAGAUUCCGGUUAUUCUCCGAAAGCAGGUAUUUACACUUAUCCAAGGCGCGCGUUGUUACCUGGUUCAACUAACUCACUUACAGUGAACAUGUUCAUUAACGAAAGCGAUGUCGAUUACGCAUGUACAGAUUUCCAAGGAUUUCAGAUAGUUUUACAUCAAGCUGUUCAAUAUCCAUUGGUCAAGAAUCAUUAUUUUCGAGUUCCUAUGAGGAAAGCUGUUAUUGUGGCAAUUACACCGACGCAAAUGUUAAAUUCCGAUGAUGUACAAGACUAUAGUCCGAAGAAGAGAGAAUGUUAUCUACAAGGAGAAAAAAAAUUGAACUUUUUUAAAAAUUAUACGCAGAAAAAUUGCCAAUUUGAAUGUAUUACCAACAAAACUCGAGCUGUUUGUGGUUGUGUUGCAUUUUACAUGCCAAGAGAAGCCAUUACACCGAUUUGCGGGAAUGGAAAUUCCAUGUGUAUGAAACAAGUGAAAAAUAAUCUAGAUUGGAAUAACCUCCAGCAUUCGAUAGACAACAACAGAGGUUUGUACGACGAAUGCGAAUGUCUACCAAUGUGCAGUAUGCUGGACUACGAAACCGAAAUCACUGAAAUAGAUUAUGAUAAAUUCAAGGAAUACGAAGCUUUAGGAAUGAAGAAAAAUCAGAGACAAAAUCAGAAAGUUUGGUCUCAAUUGGUAAUAUACUUCAAGAAAGUCUACUUUAUACCUCGCGUGAGAAGUGAAUUGUACGGACACUUGGAGUUUUUAGCCAACGUUGGAGGUUUAUUGGGUCUCUUCAUUGGAUUUUCCUUACUAUCCCUAUUCGAGAUUAUUUAUUUUCUUACAGUUAGACUUGUCUGUUUCGGAUAUAAACAUUGGCCUACAAACUGUAUUUGUAGCAAAUAA